Messenger RNA from Lucilia sericata (common green bottle fly), 1593 nucleotides. RefSeq names its product facilitated trehalose transporter Tret1-like. Gene Ontology annotation, molecular function: transmembrane transporter activity. The coding region runs from base 46 to 1407 and encodes 453 amino acids. The transcript has 7 exons. The record is from RefSeq and is a predicted model, not a curated record. NCBI's taxonomy places the organism in Eukaryota, Metazoa, Arthropoda, Insecta, Diptera, Calliphoridae. Gene Ontology annotation, biological process: transmembrane transport. Gene Ontology annotation, cellular component: membrane.
GUAUACGGUUUCUAAUUUUAAAAAAUAAAAAAAAUUGUCUAAAAUAUGUUUUCAAAUGAUCGAGAUAUAACUAAACGGCAUAACAGUUCUGUGCUAAAUCGAAAAUAUCGAAAUCAAUUAUUGGCUACCAUAGCGGUUCAAAUUUUAACAUUUGCCCAUGGCAUAGCAAUUGGUUGGACCUCACCGACACUGCUUAAGUUGCAGUCCCAUGAUUCACCCACAAAUUUUGUAGUGUCGGUAGAGCAGGCUUCCUGGAUUGGUUCACUAUUCGGUUUGGGUUCACUGGUAGGAAAUUUAUUUGGUUUCCUUUUAAAUCGUAUAGGAAGAAAAUGGUGCUUGUAUUUAAUGGCAUUGCCCUAUAUAAUUGCCUGGAUUUUAAUAUUUUUUUCGAAAACUUAUUUUUAUCUGUAUUUGGCUAGAUUUCUUAUAGGAGUAACUGGUGGUGGUAUAUUCCUAGUUAUACCGAUUUUCAUUAGUGAAAUAGCGGAUGCAAGUUUACGUGGAACUCUAUCAUCAUUGUUAAUGUUAUUCUUAAGUUUUGGCAUUAUGGUGGGCUUUGUAUUCUCAUCACUUCUGGAUUAUUAUCUAAAUUCUUGUAUCAUAAUUACCUUUCCCAUUUUGUAUUUACUGGCCUUAACAAAAUUUCCCGAAACCCCACAAUUUCUAUUAAGAAAACGAAAAUUGAAAAAGCUCAUGAAGCUUUUAAUCGAGCAACAGGAACUUAAUGUGGAUGGCGAAUUUCAGGAACUUAAGUUAAAUAUUUUAUCAAAUAAUAUCGAGGAAAAAGUAUCAUUUAAGGAUUUUGUCAGUGUUGAGGCCUUAAAAACAUUUUUUACCGCUUUUAUGCUGCUGGUCCUAAGUCAAUUUUCUGGCUGUUUGGCUUUUCUAUUCUAUAUGUCGGAUAUAUUUGCUCAUGCUGGUACCGAUAUUCAUCCCAAUACCUGUACCAUUCUUACGGGUAUAGCACAGAUUAUAGGAGCUUUUUCCACCGUCAUAUUGGUAGAUCGUUUUGGUCGUAAACCCUUAAUGUUGGUAUCAUCGGGUGGCAUGGCUGUGGGACUUUUGGCUUUUGGUUUCUAUAUACAAUUUACCACAGCAGAGCUGAAGUUGACAUAUAAUUGGUUCCCCAUUGUUAUCAUGACAUUUGUAAUAUUAUUGGUCAAUGUAGCAGUGACUGGUCUAUUAAUAGUGGAAAUUUUUCCCGCUAAGAUACGUGCACCUGCCACAACUGUAUGCUGUUUUGCCACUAGUUUAAUGAUAUUUGCAGCCUUGAAAAUAUUUCCUCUUUUACUGCAAAAUUAUGGCCUAGCCACCCUGUUAUACUUCUGUGGUGGUGUUUCGGUUAUUGGUGGACUAUAUAUCUUACUAUUUCUAAAAGAAACUAAAGGAACAUCUAUGGAUAGAUGAAAUAAUAUGGAGAGAUGAUUUCAAUAGACUAAAGUAUAAGCAUGUUGCUUUUUAACAUAUUUUAGACUUAGCUUAUCUCUAUUUUUUUAUUAAACUAAAUACAUUGUAUCUAAAGAUAAAUAAAAUUAAUCUUAUCUUUAGAUGAUAAUAAUCAAGUACUAAUAUGGGAUAAAAAAUCGUUUAAAC